GCAGCUCCUAUAUAUAAAGCAGUGGGGACUUAUGUCACCGCACUAAUUAAAUUCCAUCUGGGUUGCUCCUCGGGGUGUUUUUGAGCCCGCCACCCCACCAGAGCAGGCAGAGGGGCCCAGGGACAGCAUGAUGAUGGACCUUUUCGAAACCGGCUCCUAUUUCUUCUACUUGGACGGGGAGAAUGGGGCCCUGCAGCAGCUGGAGAUGGCAGAGGGCUCCCCGCUGUACCCGGGCAGCGACGGCACCCUGUCCCCGUGUCAGGACCAACUGCCGCCGGAGGCCGGCAGCGACAGCAGCGGCGAGGAGCACGUGCUGGCCCCGCCGGGCCUGCAGCCCCCGCACUGCCCCGGCCAGUGCCUCAUCUGGGCCUGCAAAACCUGCAAGAGAAAGUCGGCCCCCACCGACCGGCGGAAAGCGGCCACGCUGCGGGAGCGGAGGAGGCUGAAGAAGAUCAACGAAGCCUUCGAGGCUCUGAAAAGGCGGACUGUGGCCAACCCCAACCAGCGGCUGCCCAAGGUGGAGAUCCUGAGGAGCGCCAUCAGCUACAUCGAGAGGCUGCAGGACCUGCUGCACAGGCUGGAUCAGCAGGACAAAAUGCAGGAGGUGGCGGCGGACCCCUUCAGCUUCAGCCCCAAGCAGGGAAACGUCCCCGGCUCCGACUUCCUGAGCACCUGCGGCUCCGACUGGCACGGCGCUUCCGACCAUUCCCGCGCGCUGGGGGGCAGCCCCAAAGCAGGGGGCUCCAUGGUGGAAUCGUCGGCCUCCAGCAGCCUGCGCUGCCUCUCCUCCAUCGUGGACAGCAUUUCCUCCGACGAGCCCAAGCUGCCCGGCGCGGAGGAGGUGGUGGAGAAAUGAGCGCCGCGGCGGUGCGGCCGCCUCGGGACACACUGCCCUCGGAGACCCGAGCCGCACGGACUCUUCUCUCACCCCUCUUUGUAUCUCCCGUUUUGUUUUCUUGAAGUUUUGACCCACAGACCACCCCCCCUGUCUUUUUUUUUUUUAAUUAUUAUUUUUAACUGACGGUACUUAGCGGCGUACCGGCGGAGCGCUCGCCCUGCGCCCAGCCGAGCAGUCCAUUCCUGUCAGGGUGAAGCCGUUUGGCUGCGUUUCGUCUGCGUCGUGCUCAGAGCGUCCCCGCCUCGUUUCGCUCCUGUAAAUAAUUUCAGUACUGCCUUUUGUAAACAUGACAGAUGUGUAUUUAAAUGACGGACGUGAUAUUGUAUAUAAGAAAGGGUUCCUCGGACUGUAAAAUAAAGCUCUUUGUGUUACUGCGUUCCCCUCCUGCUCAUUAAACCCGGACCGGUCCUGCGGUGCCGCGCAGGAGGGGAGACGCUUUCAGCCGUUUUCUCUUCUGGUUUGGAAAGGUCGCAGCCACUUCUCGGGGACGUCUCGCUCUCCUCGGCCUGGAGAGCACAGGAACCCACAAGCGUUGGCGAAAAAGCGCCGUCGUUUCAUUCGCUUUUGCUUCUGAUCGGCCGGAGCCCGUUUCAGCAGAACGCCUCUGACGGGGCUCCCCGUGACCCCGGGCUUCCCUGCGACGGGAACGUCCUCGCUGUGUUUGCAAUUCAAGCGUCUGCGUUCGAUACUAAUAACGAUAACCCGUACCCAAGUCCGAAACGAGAACAGUGCCCUGAACCACAUUAUCAAAGGGGGACGAUCACACGAGGUCUGUGCUUUAAUCACGUCUGUUCUCCAGAGGGGCCGCGCACCACACUCA
This is a messenger RNA of Phasianus colchicus (ring-necked pheasant), 1718 nucleotides long. It is a transcript of the gene MYF6, whose product is annotated as myogenic factor 6. NCBI's taxonomy places the organism in Eukaryota, Metazoa, Chordata, Aves, Galliformes, Phasianidae. The record is from RefSeq and is a predicted model, not a curated record. Gene Ontology annotation, molecular function: protein dimerization activity; DNA-binding transcription factor activity, RNA polymerase II-specific; RNA polymerase II cis-regulatory region sequence-specific DNA binding. Gene Ontology annotation, biological process: positive regulation of skeletal muscle fiber development; regulation of transcription by RNA polymerase II; muscle organ development.